Messenger RNA from Cryptomeria japonica (Japanese cedar), 1511 nucleotides. Its product is annotated as heavy metal-associated isoprenylated plant protein 7. The coding region runs from base 226 to 1155 and encodes 309 amino acids. NCBI's taxonomy places the organism in Eukaryota, Viridiplantae, Streptophyta, Pinopsida, Cupressales, Cupressaceae. The transcript is spliced from 5 exons. Gene Ontology annotation, molecular function: metal ion binding. The record is from RefSeq and is a predicted model, not a curated record.
ACACCUUCCCAUACACUAUUUUUAUCUUCAAUUAAUUAAUCUUUGCCAUAAACAGUAUUAUGUUAAGUUGAUGCCCAUAUACAGUAUAUAUAACAGCCUGCCUCCAUCUAAAUCCUUCCCCCCUCUCUCUGCUCUGCUCGUUGGCUAUGCAUAUCUAGCCUUGAGUUUUUAGACAUCUCCAACUUUCACAAGUUUUUGUUGUGAUUUAUAGAAGAGGCUUCUGCAAUGGGAGAGGAGAAAAAGGAUGAAUUGAAGGAGAAUAAGGAGGAGAAGAUUGAACCAGUUGUAUUGAAGGUUGAUAUGCAUUGUUUAGGUUGUGCUGGUAAAGUUAAAAGAUCCAUCAAGACUUAUAAAGGGGUAGAAGAUAUGCUGUUUGAUAUGAAGCUCAAUACAGUGACUGUGAAGGGUAAUGUAGAUCCUUUGAAGUUACGUGAGAGAGUGCAGAAGAAGAGUGGAAGAAGAACAGAGAUCUUAUCUCCAUUGCCCAAGAAGGAGAAUGUGGAGGAGAAAGAAAAGGUUGAAGAUAAGGGAAAAGAUAAAAAACCAGAGAAAGUUCCAGUAACAGUUGUGCUGAAGGUUUGGAUGCACUGUGAUGGCUGUGCUCAACAAGUGCAGAGGAUUAUUCUGAAAAUGAAAGGUGUACAGGAAGCUUUUGCUGAUUUCACAAACAAUAGGGUUAUUGUGAAGGGAAUGAUAGAGCCCAAGAAGCUUGUUGAUUAUGUAUACAGAAAGACAGGGAAACAUGCCCAAGUUGUACCACCACCCCCCCCAAAGAUAGAAGAAGAGGGUGAAAAGAAACAGGAUGGUAAAAAAGAAGCAGAGGAGGUUAAAAAGGAUGAGGAUAAAAAGGAGGAAGAAAAGAAAGAUGAUGGUAACAAAAAAGAAGGGGAAGAGAAAAAGGAGGAAGCAAAGACAGAUGAAAAAAAGGACAGUGGGGAGGAAGUCAAAAAAGAGGGUGAAAAAGUUGAAGGAGAGGAGAAAAAAGUUGAAGCAGGGAAAGAAGAGGAGAAAAAGACUGGUGGGGAGGAGACAGUCAUAGUGAGCACUGUGGAAGAAAAAAAGAAUGAAUUUAGUGCCCCCAAGUAUGUAAUUGAACAUGUUUAUCCUCCUCAGCUAUUCAGUGAUGAGAACCCAAAUGCCUGUUCCAUCAUGUAGAAGGUGGCCUUUCAACCACCAUGCCAGUUGUCAUGUCAAGUAUGUGUAUGUUAGGUGUAGUGAAAAUCACUUAGGCAAAUUGAGGGAGACAUUACAAAAAUAAUUCUCUUUCCAAGCUCAUAUUUUUGUGGAUGAGCAGAGCCAUGUGUACAAAUCGGUUAGGUUCCUUAGGAAUGUAUGUAAUCAGGUUAUAGACACAUCUGAAAGGGUAAUUGAAAAAUAUCCCUGUAAGUUGUAGGAGUCCUUUUGGGAAUGUGAAGUUGCAUGCCAUAAAAGCAAAUGCAGAAGUGCUUAUGUCAGUAUACUUCUAAUGUAAUGGUUACCUUCAUAUAUCCAAAGUACAUUACCUUCAUAUA